Messenger RNA from Exophiala aquamarina CBS 119918, 1350 nucleotides. RefSeq lists its product as uncharacterized. The transcript is spliced from 2 exons. Gene Ontology annotation, cellular component: nucleus. The coding region runs from base 1 to 1350 and encodes 449 amino acids. NCBI's taxonomy places the organism in Eukaryota, Fungi, Ascomycota, Eurotiomycetes, Chaetothyriales, Herpotrichiellaceae. The record is from RefSeq and is a predicted model, not a curated record. Gene Ontology annotation, molecular function: transcription cis-regulatory region binding; DNA-binding transcription factor activity. Gene Ontology annotation, biological process: positive regulation of transcription by RNA polymerase II.
AUGGAUCUUUUCGAUACUGGCGGCUACUUUUCCCAAAAGAUACCCAUUCUUGCAGCAACUCGACCACUCCUCAAGCAUGCUGCAUGUGCUUUCGCCACGAAACAUCUGCAGCGUGUCAGGAGGCAAGCCGAUUGCAGUCAUAAUUAUUCACGGUCUCAAACUGCGAUUGGUGAAAUCUCUCAGAACUUCAGUCAUGUUGAUUGGAGCUAUAAGAGUGUAGAGCACUAUGACAACGCCAUCAGCCUCCUUCUGGAAUCAGUUCAGCUUGUCGACAGUCAGCAGGAAGUAUACGGAGAAAAAGGCUAUCCUGAUGAGAUUCUCGCUACAGUCGCCAUUUUAUCAAUGUAUGAGCUAAUGGAUGCGCCUGGCCCCGAAUGGAAAGCCCAUCUGAGUGCCUUACCUCUUCUGGACAAUUCCUCAUUCGAGCUACAUAAUCCAACAUCGUCUAUCAGCAAUAUCCAACUUACAGCUGCGAAACGAUCUAUCUUCUGGAAUUUCGCCAGACAAGAUUUUUUGUCCGCAUUCAUUGGAGAAACCAGAACCCGACUUGACCCCGGUGACGUUCAGCUUUGGCGUAAGGUCGGUAUUCAUGUUGAUGAGAAUGGUAUCUUGUUGCAAAAUAAAAACUUGCGUGAUUUUCGAACGAACGAUGCUGGACGAGAGACUCUUCACAGCGAUGAUGGUGUUGAAGUGGAAGAAGACAUGAUAAGCAACUCGAUGAUUUGGCUCUUGGGUAAGAUUGUGAAUUUUCUUGCGGCUGGUGACGGCAUCUAUCCAGGAGACUUUGAACUACCAACUGCUCGCCAACAACGAUUUGCCAUUCCACAAGAAGAGCUUCUUGGGAGAUGGAAUCUACUCCAGCAAGAACUACAGACCUGGUACGAUAGCUUACCGUCGACGUUUGCGCCCUGCGCAAGGACCAAACUUGCGUCUCAAGACACUCAGGACUCCCCAAUCGAUCUACCGAAUUUCGAAAAGGUGUGGUACAGCAUCCCGAUGUGCGCAGCAACUAUGCAGUACUAUCACAUGGCACGCAUAAUUUUAUUGGUGAACAGACCGCAGGAAUCUACCGCCAUCAAGUCUUCAAUCACUGCUCGCUUAUGGUCGUAUCGUAUGAUCCAAGAGGAAGCCCAGUAUCACAGCCGAGAAAUUUGUGGAAUCAGCCUUUCAAAUCUCCCCGAUGCAGUAAGGAUUCACUCCCUGCAACCGCUAUUUGUUGCUGGCCAAUGUCUUUCCGAGACUUUUGAGCGCAGGGCUGUCCUAGGCAUACUCUCGAGCAUUCAAAAGGAUCUAGGUUGGGCCACAGGCUACCGCAUGCGAAAACUGGAAGAAGAGUGGAAUGCGGGAUAA